AUUUAUUACAACGCAAUAAUAAGUGAAUUUAGAUUAAAUCACGAAUGUGCAAGUACAACUCUCUGUCAUCCAGAAAGAAUUAGUUGUCUUUGAAUAAAAUCCAUGGUCUAAAAAUACGAUGGUUUUAUAAGUUGUGAUUGCUUGAAAGCAAAUCGCCUCUCUCUCUAAAUUUUUUUAUUACGACGUUGCUGAGAGCUUUCUCCAUGUAUCUUGAGAUGGCGAUGUCAUCGACUACUUUCUUCUCCCAAAUAUUACUCAUACUCUUCGGAAAACAUGUCAUACGGUAUGUUUUUGCCACUUCUUCUGUUUUCUUCUCCGCCAUGACGCUCAGCCGCAUGCUGAAGAACUACGUCGGCCGCGGUAAGAAUCUCGAGGGUUUCUAUAGGAAGAGAGGCAGGUAUUAUUACAGAAAGAAUGGUGGUGAUGAAUGGCAUGCACCAACUCAAGGAGAAUUGCUUAGGUUUGUGUAUUCUGUGCUCACAUUUGUAGCCACUUCGAUUGAUUUCACAAGGAUUUCCAUUGGUGGAAGUGUGAUCCAACCUCUUACAGCAUUUCCUGCUGCUUUUGCUUCUGUUGUUUCCCUCACAGCUCUUAUUGAUCUACUUGAUCUACUCGUUUCUUAAUCGUGUAUAUUUCAUAUUAUUUAUAUUUUUUUGGAGAGAUUUAUGUAAUAUUGUUUAUAUGUUUGGAAGUUGCAUAUUUAUGUAAAAAGGUUGUGGGUUGAAAGUGAA
This is a messenger RNA of Salvia miltiorrhiza (redroot sage), 731 nucleotides long. RefSeq lists its product as uncharacterized. Bases 204 to 623 code for a protein of 139 amino acids. Lineage: Eukaryota; Viridiplantae; Streptophyta; Magnoliopsida; Lamiales; Lamiaceae. The record is from RefSeq and is a predicted model, not a curated record. The transcript has 2 exons.